AGACUGUUUGAUUUUGAUAGCCCAUUUAAGGUUAUGUAAUUUGAGACGUUUUGUUUUGUUAAAAUUUCACCAAGCAAAUACUGAGAGAAUAAAAUCAUGGUCAGAUAUUGAAAUGUAGCAGUUUUAUAAUAUCAAUCGAUGAACUGGUAACAUAUUCAUAUACCUUGUUAUAUGGAAGAGCCAAUAAUAGAAACUAAAUGCGACGUUUCUGACGCUGUGCAUCCUAGAUUCGCAAGUAAACAGAAUCCUGAGGAGAUUAAUAAAUUUCAAAUUGAGAACGAUUAUUUCUGCAUCCAGUGCAACUUAUUUUUUUCGCCUACAGUGGAAGGUCUGAGGAUUCAUUUUGACGGAAUUAUUGUUCGGCACACACCAUUUGGGUCCUGUUUUUACUGCAAUGGAAACGUUUAUGAAUACAGAUUCAAAAAUAACAGGGAGUUUUACCACGACUGCCCAAAGCCCCACUAAAUAUGUUUAUGUAUGAUUCCUUGAUGGUAUGUAACUUGUUAUGUUUAAAGACAAAUGUAAAUACUUGUUGAACAUUAAAAGGUAACUAUAUUUUACCUUAAAUUUAUUAUUACAUAAGAUAACAUUGUGAUAUAUACAAUACCAAAAUGAAAUUACCACUCUUCAAGAAUCCCGAACUUCAAUUUUCUGCAAUAACCUUUUUUGCUAAGCAACACCAAGGUGAGACUUGUGGGUCUAACGGACUUCCCUUAACACCUAACUCGAUUAUAAUUUUUGGUAAAGCUCAACUAUUGAAAACAAUCACGCACCCUUAUUUGUGUGAGUAUUUGGACAUUGUUCGUGGAAAGCAUGAAAGAACAAUUGUUGUUUCUCAGUUUUGUGGUAAACCUUUGUCUGAUAUUCUGGGAAAUGAAACCCUUUCCUUUCAUCAUGUGAAGAAGAUAGCCUUCCAACUUUUCACUGCGUUAAAUGUCCUUCAUAAAAAGAAGAUUGUCCAUAGGAAUUUGAGUUUGGGAAGUAUUUUAAUGCAGAACUCUGGUGAUAUAAAAUUGUUCAAUUACGGACUAUAUUACAUGACGAAUAACGGAGAGUUGGUGUCAUUUCCAAUAAUGAAGUUGUCGUAUUCUGCUCCAGAAGUAUAUUUGACGCCGAAAAAGCACGAUAUACCCACAUUCAAAGUGGAUAUUUGGUCUGUUGGAAUCGUUUUGGUAGAACUCUUACUGAACAAACAAAUUUGGUGUUCUCUGAAGCUUGGGCAGAAAAUAAGGAAAAUUUUGAGUUUCUACCAAUGCGGAACAUCGAUUUUUGAAAAGAUAGCAAGGGAGCACAACUGCUUCGAAGUGUACCAAAAUGUACCUGAGGAAUUGAGGAAUAUAGUUGAGAAAUGUUUGCAAAUACACCCCCAGAACAGACCUACCUGCGAAGAGUUUCUUUCUCUCAAUAUUUUCUCAGAAUUCAAGAACGUCAAGGUGAUAAACUCAAGUAGGGUUUGCGAACCUUUCCAAGCUUUUACAUUGAGGGAGUUAUACCAUUGGUGGAAAUUAGCAGGUGGGGAUGUAACUCUAGAGCUGAAAAAACAAGGACUCAUUCGUUCGACUCCCCCGAUUUUAUCUCUACCCUUAUUGGUUACUCUGGACGGAACAAUAAUGGGGCAAGGUAGGAACCCAGCCACCUUAUACGACUCCAGGAUUGUCCAUAUGAGCCUCGAUACUCUGUACCAACGUUUCGAACACAUUCCUUUCAACGCUUGCUAUCCUUUACUACACACCAAAUCUGAUAUUAUUUCCUCAUUUGAUCCAGUUCCGUAUGAUACCAAAGCUUUACCACUGGUAAUCAAGGAAAAAGACCCAGAAUAUCAAUUCCAUAGGAUAAUUUUAUUCAGACGCUUGCUGCACGGGUAUCCAUUCACUAAAGAGAUCAUCCGAGAAGAAGCUAAAAAAGAUAUACCACCCCUUUUAAGGGGCGAAAUUUGGGCUGCUCUCCUUGGCAUCCAAGCAGAUUAUGAGAAGAACUAUGCAGUGAUUGACAAAGAAACUGUCACAGCGACUGAUAGACAGAUUGAGGUUGAUAUUCCUCGUUGUCAUCAAUAUAAUGAGCUGUUGUCUUCGACGGAAGGUCAUAUUAAGUUGAGGAGGAUUUUGAAGGCUUGGGUUCAGAAAAAUACCCAGUAUGUGUAUUGGCAGGGUUUGGACUCUCUCACGGCUCCUUUCUUGUACCUCAAUUUCAAUGAUGAAGCUAAGGCUUAUGCCUGUUUAUCGGCGUUUGUACCCAAAUACGUCCAUAAGUUUUUCUUGAAGGAUAAUUCUGUGGUUAUCAGGGAAUAUCUUGCUAAAUUCUCUCAGCUUAUAGCGUUUCACGAUCCGGAAUUGGCGAAUCAUCUUUACGACAUCAAUUUUUAUCCUGAACUUUUCGCGAUACCUUGGUUCCUCACGGUUUUUUCGCACGUAUUUCCCCUGUAUAAAAUCCUACACGUUUGGGAUAACCUACUUUUGGGGGAUUCGUCGUUUCCACUCCACAUAGGACUGUCCGUUUUAACGCAGUUGAGGGCUAAACUGUUAACGGCCGGUUUUAACGAUUGCAUCCUGCUUUUUUCCGACUUGCCCGAAGUCGAUAUCGAGAAAAGUAUCAAUUAUUCCAUUGAUACCUUCAGAAAAACUCCGAAAAGUAUAACGUCUAGAGAGCACCAGAACGAGAAUUUCUGUGACAAGACUGAAUACGAUAUAUCUGGUGUUACUUUGGAGGACUUGAACAGGGAGAGAUGUCCAAGGAUAAGCGCUGCUGAUACCGUUGAACUGUUGAGAAACUCGCCAGAUAGAAUUUUAAUAGUGGACAUAAGGAACCCUGUUCAAUUCUCCAGGUGCUCGGUGAAGAACAGCAUCAACAUACCCUUCUCCAGUGUUACUUUUGGAGAAAAUAACAUCGAUGGCAUCGGAAGCCACGCUCAAACUUUGAGAAGUAGCGGCGAUAAGAACGUAGUCAUUGUGGGUUCUGCUGAAACUGAUCUAGAGCUCUUUCCUAAAUUCUUGUUGAAUUGCUGCAUAAGCCACGUUUGCGUCUUGCAUGGAGGUUUCGAUAUUUUGGCUUCCGUAACGCCAACAGUUUUGAUUUCGACCAAGUUUGAAUCUUGAAACCCAUUACGUGCAUCUAUUCCCUCGUUUACAUUUAAGGAUAUUUGAAAAUCGAUGUUAUUAUUUUUAUAUUAUAUUGAAUAUUGUGAACUCUCGAAUUUUAGAUGUAAGAUAAAUUUUGUAUUAUUGAAUUGAAGAUGUAUUGGAUUAUUUUUGUUAUCUCAGGCUAUGAAAUAUCGUGUACGAUUAUUUAUUUAUUAUUAUACUGAAUGCAUUGUUGUUGCCAAUAAAAUUUCUAACAAAUAGAA
Molecule: messenger RNA, 3340 nt
Organism: Coccinella septempunctata (seven-spotted ladybird)
Lineage: Eukaryota; Metazoa; Arthropoda; Insecta; Coleoptera; Coccinellidae
Product: TBC domain-containing protein kinase-like protein
Exons: 1
Coding region: 612-3092 (826 amino acids)
Biological process (GO): activation of GTPase activity; protein phosphorylation
Molecular function (GO): GTPase activator activity; ATP binding; protein kinase activity
Source: RefSeq, a predicted model, not a curated record